Lampris incognitus (smalleye Pacific opah) is the source of this 2145-nucleotide messenger RNA. RefSeq names its product methyl-CpG binding domain protein 4 (gene mbd4). The record is from RefSeq and is a predicted model, not a curated record. Lineage: Eukaryota; Metazoa; Chordata; Actinopteri; Lampriformes; Lampridae. The coding region runs from base 532 to 1974 and encodes 480 amino acids. Gene Ontology annotation, molecular function: DNA binding; pyrimidine-specific mismatch base pair DNA N-glycosylase activity. The transcript has 7 exons. Gene Ontology annotation, cellular component: nucleus. Gene Ontology annotation, biological process: DNA repair.
CACACACACAUUUCUGACAUACUGACAGAGUUGACCUCAUCCAUCCGAUGCCGAGAUCAGAGUCCAGGAAUAUGGAAGGCGAGCACCAGUCUCUACAGCGUCUUGACACUUGUUCUCUAUAAGAAAGGGAGGAGAUUGAAGUUUUUUUUUGUUUUUUCAGGUAUAAUAACCUGAAGUCGGUUUGUUUGUUAGUCAUUUCUAAUGUGCUGCCUUUUGGUAGAGAUAAUUUGACGAUUUCUGAUCACAUCUACUGUAAGAUCUGCCGUGAAUGAAUACUAAACGAUUAGGUGAUCAUAUAAUUCUAUGUUUUUUUAUUCGAAAUAAGGCACAGAUCGCACGCACAUUGAAAGAGAACGCAUGAUAGCUGACGCUUAUGUCGGAAUAAGCGUCAACUUCUGGACAUGGAGCUGAUUGCAGGCAAUGAAAAACACAGACAUCUCAGCCUCUACUGCUAUCUCAACAAUGCACGAAAGCAGUGCUAAACAUGCAUCCCUCUACCUGUAAUAGCUAGAGAUCAACAGAGAUUUUCCCAUGGACAAGGAUGAGACAUGCAACAUUUCAAGAAUGCCCCCUGGCUGGACACGAGUGGUGAAGCAGCGGAAAGCUGGCAAGACAGCAGGCAAAAUGGAUGUCUACAUCACAAGUCCCCAGGGCCAGACCUUCCGGUCCAGAGCAUCUCUGCAAGCUUUCCUUCUUAAAGGCGGGAAGGAGGACUUACACAUAGACCUCUUCAGUUUCAGCACAUGUGAGAGUGACAAUAUCCCAACUCCACAAUUACUCCCACCCAGAAUCAAACAAAGUAAGAGAGAUAAACUACAAGGUGAUGAACAAAAGAAGACAAAAGAGGAUGGCUCAGAAAUAUUACAUCCACUUCAGCCUAAAUCUAAAAGGGCCUCUUCUUGCAAGCAAAAUACAAGUGACAAACUUCCAAAGGCCUCAUCAGCCAAGAAGGCCUAUCAUACAUCUUUGAUGAAAAGGGAAAACAAAGAAGAAAAUAUAAGGGGCAUUUCAGAAGAUGUUAUUCAUUUUAAUACGGAAAGUAAAAAUGAGAACAAACAAGUAUUAAAUGGUCUUAGUGAUGAAAGUGAUAAGUCUGUUAGGUGCUGCAAUCAGACUAUGUAUUUAACCCCAGCGAAUGAGGUCAAAUUGGAGAAGAGCCCUCGGAGGAAAGGGCUGCUGAGAGAGAAGCUACUGGCCCUUUCAACUGGUCCAGAGAACACUUCUGAUGAUCAGCAAGUCAUACAGACAGGCUCACAGCCUCCUGUCCCAAGCCUGACUGUUGAGGUAGCCAUUAAUAGCAAGGGAGUUGGGGAGGGUGAGCAAGACGAUGCGCAAAAGCUCUGUGUUGCAUCAGAGGGUGAAGCUGAGAGUGAUUUGGAAGGAGAGCUAAUUAGUUCUGACAACACUGGUGGGCGCUGUUCACCAAUGACAGACUCCCAGAAUCAAUCCAGAAUUUUGGGAGACAAACGGAAGACCAGUCCUUAUUUCAGCAACAAGUCACUGAGAGAAGGCUUUAGCCCCCCCAGGAGAAAGGCAUUUAAGAAGUGGACCCCUCCUCGUUCCCCCUUUAACCUGGUACAGGAAACCUUGUUCCAUGAUCCAUGGAAGCUACUGGUAGCUACCAUCUUUCUGAACAAGACCAGUGGUAAAAUGGCCAUUCCGGUGCUUUGGCAGUUCUUCGAACGUUACCCAUCUGCUGAGCUGACACGGGAGGCUGACUGGAAGCCCAUGUCUGAACUUAUGAAGCCACUUGGCUUAUAUCAGCUCAGAGCUAAAAUAAUAAUUCGUUUCUCAGAUGAGUAUCUUACUAAACAGUGGCGCUACCCCAUAGAGCUGCAUGGUAUUGGGAAGUAUGGCAAUGACUCCUACCGGAUCUUCUGUCUGGGAGAAUGGAAAAAGGUGACCCCUCAAGAUCACAAGUUAAACCAAUACCAUGUUUGGCUGUGGGAGAACCAUGAGAAGCUGGGAAUUUGAGAAGCUACGAAGUUUGGAGAACUGCAGGGAAUACAUUCAAGAACUGUUAAUUAUGUAGCAAAAUAGUGGUGUUGAGCUUGAUAAACCCUUUCAUAGUACACAAAGUGUUAUUUUUGUCAUCUUGUACAACUGUUUAUUCAUUGAUGAAUAAAGUAUUUUUAUGGUUUUACU